GACAAGGAGGAAAAAAAGAGAAAGUGGUGUAGGGUCUGUCUCCUUCGGGGACCGGGACUCAGAUUUGGAAUGCAUGCUGGCGUUGUUAAAGUCCUAGACCUGAUCAGGUGUUGGUGUGAGGAUGGACCUUCUUCCAGCACACCUGAGUUAAAGUGUUGAGGUUUACCUGAGGACCGUUGUGGAUCCUGGGCCAGAGAGGAAGUCCAGGCAUCAGCAUGGCCGACCACAUACCUGGAGGAAUAGUAGCAGCUGCAAAGAAGCGUGUCCAGGUGGUGAAAGGCCUGGAGGAUGUGGAAGUGAGCGAGUGCCAGAGCUGCUCCCUGGAGGUGACCCUCAACUUGGCCUACAUGGAGGGAGUGUGGACCCGGGACGGGCUCCAGCUCAAGUCCAAGCCCAACUGUCGCAUGAGCGCACACGGGAAGACGCACGCCCUCAUACUGAGCCGCGUAUCUCUGGCGGACGCCGGCCUGAUCUCCUUCCACACCGACGGCAUCGAGACGUCUGCUCGACUAUCUGUCAGAGCCCGGGACAUCCAGGUGCUAAAGGAGCUGGAGGAUGUGGACACCAUGGAGCGCCAGUCCGUCAGCUUCCUGUGUGAAGUCAACUUGGAGGACGUGGAGGGCCGCUGGUACAGGGACGACUGCAGGAUCCGACACGGGGACAACAUAAAGAUCAGACAUCAGGGUCAAAUCCACACCUUGUCUUUUAAGUCUGUCAGACCGGAGCACGCUGGCCAGAUCCGAUUCUUUGCCCAGCGGGUCUGGUCUUGUGCCACUCUUACAGUCAAAGAGCUCCCGGUCCAAAUAGUGCGCCCCCUGAGGGUCAAGAUCGCCAUGUACCACCACAGAGGUCUGCUGGAGUGCCAGGUGUCCCGGGCCAACGCUCAAGUCCGAUGGUACAAGAACAGGCGGGAGCUCCAGUCCGGCAAGAAGUACCAUCUGAUCUGCCAAGACGUCUUCAGGCAGCUCACCAUCGACGACGUAUGCUCCUCGGAUGAAGACACCUACGUCUGCGACGCGGGAGACGACAAAACAUCUUGUCAGCUUCUGGUGGAGGAGCAGGCUAUCAGCAUCAUUCGGGGGAUGAGCUCCGUGGAAGUGAUGGAACCGGAGCCUGCGCUCUUCCAAGUGGAGACCAGCCUUAAGUCCGGGAGACCGCCCAGGUGGACCCUGAAUGGCAAAGUGCUGGAGCCCAGCGAAGAGGUGGAUAUCUACAGGGAGGGAACCCUGCACAGCCUGUGCCUCGUUUCCACAGAGACCUCCAUGUCGGGGCCGGUGGUUUUCGUCGCUGGCAAGAGUCGUUCUUCUGCUCAGCUUACAGUGCAAGAGAGACCCCUCCAAGUUGUGCGCGGUUUGGAGGACGUGGAAGCCAAAGAGAAGAGCUCUGUGACGCUGCGCUGUGAGUUUGCGCCCUCCCCCAGGGCGGUGCGCUGGUUUAAAGGUCGCACGGCUCUGAAGACCUCAAACAAAUACCGCAUGAGGCGAGAGGGCAGGGGUGCGGAGUUGACCAUCCACGGGUUGGUUGCAAUGGACGCGGGCCAGUAUCGCUGCACGGCCGGGGGCUCGCAGAGCACGGCGCAUCUCAAAGUCGAAGUGCGGAAGCUGAAGUUGGUGAGACGCCUCGAACCCGCGGAAAUCGAGGAGGACGGCGUCGCCACUUUUGCAUGCGAGCUCAACUACGUGGUGGCCCACGUGGAGUGGCUCCUCAACAACGUCCGCCUCUACUCCAACGCCGUCAACAGGAUCCAGCACAUGGGCACCAUGCACAGCCUGACCAUGAAGAGACCCAGGCCCCAGCACAGCAGGAUUACCUUCAAGACCGGCCUCCUUUCUCAGACGACCACUCUGAACGUCAAAGAGCGACCUGCAGUCUUCCUAAAACCUCUGGAAGAUGCAGUUGGAGAAGAGCAAGGGGAGGUCUGCCUCCAGUGUGAAGUUUCCAAAGAGUCUGUGAUCCCAGUCUGGCGUAAGGAUGGCAUUGUCCUGAGAACUGAUGAGAAACAUGAGCUGUGCCAGUAUGGGAAGUCCAUGGCGCUGAUUAUUCAUUGCUUGAGCAAAGAUGACGCCGGACAUUACACCUGUGAUCUGGGUACCAGCCAGACCAAAGCUAAAGUUUCUGUACACGACCUGCAUAUCACUCUUGUGCAGCGCUUGAAGACAACGUCUGUGUUAGAAGGUGGAAACUGUUAUUUUGAGUGUCACCUUUCCCACAAUCUCAGUGAUGAGCCCUCCUGGACCCUAAACGGUCAGGUGGUUGUCUCCAACACUCGUUUCCAGGUUGUAAACAAUGGUCGCAAGUACAAGUUGACCAUAAAAGACGCGGUUCUAUCUGACGCUGGUGACGUAGUCUUUACAAUCAAGGACCUAAGCUGCAGGACUGUGCUCUUUGUCCAAGAGAGACCAGUGCACAUUUUUAGGGAUCUCCUUAAUGUCAAGACUGUGCCAGGUGAGGAUGCAGAGCUGAGCUGUGAGAUCACCAAACCCGAGGUCACCAUCCAUUGGCUGAAAAAUGGUCAUUUAAUAAGACAGAAUCCCAAUUAUAGGAUGAGUGUAGAGAAGAAUCUGGCAAGGCUGAUAAUUAAGAACACCACAAUCAGGGAUUCGGGGGAAUACUGCUGUCAGGCCGAUGGGGUUGCAUCUCGUGCCAAGCUAGAGGUUAGAGAACUUCAACACACCUUUGCGAGGGAGUUAAGGGAUACCCAAGCAGAGGAAAAGGGUAAAGUGACUCUCGAGUGUGAGACAAGACGGCCAGCCAAGCGAGUGACCUGGUUGAAGGGCAUGAUGGAGCUGAGGUCUGGUAGGAAGUAUGUCAUGAGGCAGAAGGGUGUGCUGCUGUCACUCACCAUCACCUAUCUGGAGAAGUUGGACACGGAUAUCUACACGUGCGAUGUCGGGACCAUGCAAAGCCGUGCACAGCUGACUGUGCAAGGUCAGAGAGUGGUGAUCCUGGAUGAACUGGAGGACGUUGAGUGCCUUGAAGGCGACACUGUCACGUUCAGGUGCCAAAUCUGUCCCAGUGACUACACAGGCGUGAAGUGGUACCUGGAUGAGACUUUGCUCUACAACAAUAAGCUGAACGAGAUCCAGAUGUUGUCGGGGGGCUACCACACCCUCACGUUUAGACAGCUGGCACGCAAAGACACUGGCACCAUCUCCUUUGCAGCCAGCGACAAACGAUCCUACGCCUCGCUGUUGGUGAGAGAGAGACGUCCGACCAUCUGCAAAGCGCUAGAGGACUGUGAGGCUAUCGAAGGAGGCGGUCUGGUUUUGUUUUGUGUGACGUCGAAGCCGUGUCACAUCAUGUGGUACAAAGACGGCUGCCUGAUGUGGAGCUCGUCGAGGUAUUUUGCGAGCCGUUCGGGGUGUGAGGCUAGACUGACCAUUCGGGAGGUCUCUCAAAGUGACGCCGGGGUAUAUGAGUGCAGUGCUGGGUCUGUCACAACAAGGGCUGUAAUCACCGUCAAAGCCAUCCCAGCCGAGUUCACUCAGCCUCUACAGAGCGUGGAGGCCCAAGAGGGUGAGACUGCUACCCUGACCUGUGAGUACUCUCUGCCGGGGGUCCAGUUUCACUGGAGAAAAGGUGUGGAGAGCCUCAGGUCCGGAGAUAAGUAUGUGAUGAAACAAAGAAAGACCAUCAAUUCUCUCAUAAUCCGAGCUCUCAAACCUGACGACUCGGGGGAGUACACGUGUCAGUGCAGAGGUCACCACACUACAGCAAGCCUCAAAGUACAAGCCAUUCCUGUUACAUUCACACAACACCUGAAGAACAUGCAAGCAGAGGAAGGCAGCAAUGUCAUAUUGCGCUGUGAACUCUCUAAGCCUGGAAUACCGAUAGAAUGGAGGCGGGGACAAGAAGCGUUGAGCAAUGGAGUGAAGUAUCAGAUGAGGAGAUGGGAGACAACCGUGGAGCUUUUGAUAUGGAAGGCUGUGCCCGAGGACAGUGGCGUUUACAAGUGCUUGUCCGCGGAUCAGCUAACAUCCGCCACUGUCAAAAUCACUGCUCAACCGCUCACCUUCAAGCAGAAGCUGCGCAACGUGACUAUCGAGGAGGGCAACACCGCGACUUUGCGCUGCGAGCUUUCCAAAGCGUCUCUCUUUGUGGAGUGGAGGAAGGGCGAUGAGCUCAUCAGGCAUGGGGACAAAUACCACAUUCGCCAGCGAGACUCGCUGAUUGAACUGAGGAUCCAGGAUGUGACGGCAGAGGACAGUGACAUCUAUACGUGCAUUUGUGGGAGCAUCGAGACCACGGCAACCGUCACUGUGAAUGUGGUCCCGGUCACCUUCAAGCAAAAGCUGAAGAACCUUCAGGCGGAGGAGGGACACAACGUCACGCUGUCUUGCGAGGUCUCCAAAGCUGGCAUGGCGGCGGAAUGGCGGCUGGCGGGGGAGAUGCUGGAGGAAGGAGAGAAGUACCAGAUGAAGCAGAGGGGAUGCAUGCUGGAGCUCACCAUCGCUGAGGCUCUACCAGAGGACAGCGGCGUCUACGUUUGUGUCUGUCGAGACCAGAAGACCAAGGCAACGGUUAAAGUCGUUGCGGUUCCUGCUACGUUUAAAGGGACGCUGAAAAACCAAGAGACAGACGAGGGCAAAAGUGUGACGUGGCGCUGUGAACUGUCCAAAAAGGACGCCACAGUCCAAUGGCAGAAAGACGGACAGGCGCUAUCCGAGGAGAUGUGGGCCAGGAAAUAUCAGAUCAAGCUGGAAGGGAAGACGGCCGAGUUGACCGUCGCCAACGUCCAAGUGGAGGACGCAGGAAGGUACUCCUGUGUCACAGGGGACGAGAGAACCAGCGCAGAGCUCAAAGUGAAGCCGCUGCCAGUCACCUUCAAACGACAACUCCAGAACGUGGAGGUGAAGGAAGGCGGCAGGGCGGUUUUGUGCUGCGAGCUCUCCAAGCCUGGGGCUCCUGUGGAGUGGCGGCGAGGACGAGUGCAUCUGAAGAGCGGAGGCAAAUACGAGAUGAGGCAGGAGGGGCCUUACACCAAGAUGACCGUCAACAACGUGGAGGAGAGCGAUGCCGGGAAAUACAUCUGCAAGACCAAAGACAGCCAGUCGUCUGCCGAGCUCACAGUCCAAGGUUUGGCGCCACGUUUCACGCUGCUGCUGACAAACCAGGAGGCCGUGGAAGGCAGCAGCGUGUUUUUACGCUGCCAGCUCAACAAAGCCGCCUCCUCGGUGGAAUGGAGGAGAGGAGGCUUGCUGCUGAGGCAGGGGGACAAGUACCAGAUGAGGAGGAAGGAUUUGCAGCUGGAGAUGACCAUUGGACAGGUGGACCUGGACGACGCCGGGGAUUACACCUGCACGUGCGGUCAGGAGAGUACCACAGCCCGGGUGGCCGUGAAUGAACGACCUGUCCGGUUCCUCCGAGAGCUGAGUAACGUGGAAGUGCAGGAGGGCAACGCCGUAGCUCUCUGCUGCCAGCUGUCCAAAGCGGGGCUGAGCGCUCAGUGGAUGAAAGGAGAGCGAGUGUUAACCAACGACGAGAACUACCAGCUGACACAAAGAGGCUCCACCAUGGAACUACUCAUCAGGAAGAGCCAGCCCGAGGACAGCGGCCUGUACUGCUGCGUCUGUCAAGACGUUAAAACAACCGCUACCAUCAUAAUCACCGCAAUUCCAGUGAUUUUCAAACAAAAGCUGAAGGACCAGGAAGUGGUGGAGGAGAGCAGCGUGAUACUCCACUGCGAGCUCUCCAAACCAGGAGUCCCGGUUGAAUGGCGUAAAGAUGCUCAACUCCUGAACGAGGGUGCCAAAUAUCAGCUAAAGCAGGAGGGCAGGGUGUGUGAGUUGCUGAUGAGAGACGUGACGCUCAAGGAUGCUGGUGAAUACAGCUGCUCUGUUGGUACAGCUGUGACGUCAGCUGAUAUCAAAGUAAGAGAACUUCCUGUCACGUUCAAGCAAGAAAUUCAGAACUUGGAGGUGAAGGAAGGUAACAGUGGAGUUUUCUGUUGUGAGUUGUCCAAACCUGGAGCUCCGGUGGACUGGAGGAAAGGAAGAGUGAUCCUAAAGCCGGGUUAUAAAUACGAAAUGCAGCAGGAGGGACAUUUCACCAAACUUUUCAUCAACAACACAGAGGAGAGUGAUUCUGGGAAAUACACCUGCAAGACGAAAGACACCCAGUCAACUGCUGAGCUGCUGGUAAAAGCGCCUCCUAUCAUGUUCAAAACCAAACUGAAGAACCAGCAAGUGGAGGAGGAGAGCAGCGUGACCUUGACGUGUGAACUGUCCAAACCUGGCCUUGCUGUGGAGUGGAGGAAGGGACAAGAGCUACUGAAAAAUAAUUUCAAGUAUCAGAUAAAAAAUCGAAACAGCAUGUUGGAGCUCACUAUUAAAAACAUACAACUGGAGGACAGCGGGGUCUACAGCUGUGUCUACGGCGACGUCAAGACCAUAGCCAACAUCGAUGUUACACCUAUCCCCCUCACCUUUAAGCUGGGUUUGAAGAACCAGGAAGCUGCUGAGGGAGGCAACAUAACCCUUAGAUGCGAACUUUCUAGGACUGGGGUAGCUGUGCAAUGGUGGAAGGGGGAGGACCAGCUGCAUCCAGGCGGAAGGUAUCAGAUGACUCUGAAGGAGAACAUAGCUGAGAUGAUCAUCAAAAACACCCAGCCGGAGGACGUUGGGGAGUACAGUUGUGUCUUUGGUGAGCAGAAGACCACGGCGGAAGUGAACGUGCGAGCAGCGGCAUCUGUGUUCUUCGUGAAAGAGCUGGACAGCCAAGCGGUGAUGGAGGGCAAAUCGGUGCUGCUGUCGUGUGAAGUUUCAAGCGCUAACGUCCCAGUCACUUGGAAGAAAGACAACGCUGUGGUUGAAGAGGACGGACGAGUGAUUAUAACAAAAAAAGGACCUACGCAUAUGCUUGAGAUCAAGCAGCUGUGUUUAGAAGAUGUUGGUGAAUAUUGUUGCAUCACCAGGGGAAAGAAGACCACUUCCAAGUUGGUUGUAAGAGAACGAGUGCGAAUUGUGACGGGGCUUAAAGAUGCUACGGUGACGGCGGGGGAGGACGCAGAGUUUGUGUGCGAGCUCAGUCACGUCAAUGUGAGCGAGGGUAUGUGGUGGCUCGGCUCCAGCCCACUGCAGAGGAACGAGAUGAACCAGAUGACAUGCCAGGGCCGUCAACACCGACUGCUGCUAACCAUGACAACACCUGAGGAGACGGGAAUCGUGGCAUUUGUGGUCGGGGAGGAAAGGACCUCCGCAAGCCUUCUAGUGGUACCAAAGGCCAAAGUUCUAUUUGAGGAGGUUCCUAAAGAUGUGACAAUCAUGGAGGGAGAGACAGCUACUUUGUCCUGCACAACCUCGGACUUCAGAAGCAAUGUUACCUGGAGGCGGAACCACAUCCCUCUCAAAAACAGCGAUAAAUUUGAAAUGCGAAAGGAAGGAAAAAUCAGCCUACUGCUCAUCCAUGCUGUGGACUCUCUGGAUGUUGGGGUCUACUGUUGCGAUACAGGAGACGUGCAGGCCACUGCCAAGCUUAGCGUGACAGAGCUACCUCCAUUUUUCCAGGAAGAGUUGCAGAGUGUUGAGAGUGAGGAGGGAAGCUCAGUUAUUCUGUACUGCGAGCUGUCCAAACUUGAGAUGCCGGUGCAAUGGAAAAAAAACAGACUGCCACUGCGGGCCGGCAGGAAGUACGAGAUGACACAAGAUGGCUGCCUUCUCCAACUUCACAUCAAGGAGCUGAAGCUUGAGGACAGCGGCAGCUACACGUGUCAAGUGGGAAGUGCGGAGACAACUGCAGCUGUUACAGUCAAAGAAUUGCCUCCAUUCUUCAAGAAAGAAUUGCAAAAUGUGGAGCUGGAUGAGGGAGAUUCAGUCUCUCUGAGCUGUGAGCUGUCUAAACCUGUAGCCCAAGUGCAAUGGAAGAAGAACCGACUGCCUGUGAGGGCCAACAGAACAUAUGAGAUGAAGCAAGAUGGCUGCCUCCUGCAACUCAACAUUAAAGAGACCAAACCUGAGGACAGUGGAAGCUACACGUGUCAAGCAGGAGGUGCAGAAACCACUGCAAAUGUGAGAGUGAAAGAACUACCAGCAUUUUUCAACGAAAACCUAGAGAAUGUAAAGGCUGAAGAGGGCGGUACUGCCUGUCUGUGUUGCGAGCUAUCAAAGCCAGAAGCCACGGUGCAGUGGAAGAAAAACAUGUUGCCUAUAAGAGCCGGCAGCAAGUAUGAGAUGAGGCAGGAUGGGUGCUUCCUCCAGCUACGUAUUAAGGAGCUUACACCUGAGGACAGUGGUCGUUACACAUGUCAAGCAGGAAGUGCUGAGACAACUGCCACUUUGUCAGUAAAAGAACUGCCUCCAUUCUUUGUGACAAACAUGCAAAAUACUGAGAUGGAAGAGGAAAGUUCAGUCUCUCUGAGCUGUGAGUUGUCUAAACCUGGACUGUCAGUCCAAUGGAAGAAGAAUGGGCUGCCACUGAGGGCCAACAGGAAGUAUGAGAUGAAACAAGAUGGCUGUCAUCACCAUCUCAACAUCAGUGAGCUAAAACUCGAGGACAGUGGCAUGUACACAUGUCAAGCAGGAAAUGCAGAGACAAAUGCAACUGUGUCCGUAAGAGAGCUUCCAAUGUCAUUCAACGCUGACUUAGAAAAUAGAGAGAUGGAGGAAGGAGAUACAGCCAUCUUGAGCUGUGAGUUGUCUAAACCUGGAGAGUCAGUGCAAUGGAAGAAAAACAGACUGCCCCUGAGGGCCAACUGGAAGUACGAAAUGAAACAAGACGGUUGCUUCCUUCAGCUCAAAAUUAAUGACCUCAAACUAGAAGACAGUGGACGCUACACAUGUCAAGCAGGAAGUGCAGAGACUGUAGCCACUUUGGAAGUAAAAGAGUUGCCUCUAUUGUUUGUGACUGAUUUACAAAGUACGGAGAUGGAGGUCGGGGGUUCUGUCUCUCUGAGAUGUGAGCUGUCCAAACCUGGAGUGUCAGUGCGAUGGAAGAUGAACAAAUUGCCUUUGAGGGCAAACAAGAAGUAUGAGAUGAAACAAGAUGGCUGCUUCCUUCAGCUUAACAUUAAUGAUCUCAAACCAGAAGACAGUGGAAGCUACACUUGUCAAGCAGGAAGCGCAGAGACCGUGGCCACUUUGUCAGUGAAAGAGCUGCCUCCAUCGUUUGUGACUGACUUAGAAAGUAUGGAGAUAGAGGAAGGAGGUUCUGUCUCUCUGAGAUGUGAGCUGUCUAAACCUGGAGUGUCAGUGCAAUGGAAGAAGAACAGACUGCCUUUGAGGGCAAACAAAAAGUAUGAGAUGAAACAAGAUGGCUGCCUUAUUCAUCUCAACAUUAAUGACCUCAAACCAGAAGACAGUGGAAGCUACACUUGUCAAGCAGGAAGUGUGGAGACCGUGGCCACUUUGUCAGUUAAAGAGCUGCCUCCAUUGUUUGUGACAGACUUAGAAAGUAUGGAGAUGGAGGAAGGAGGUUCUGUCUCUCUGAAAUGUGAACUGUCUAAACCGGGAGUGUCAGUGCAAUGGAAGAAAAACAGACUGCCCCUGAGGGCAAACAAAAAGUAUGAGAUGAAACAAGAUGGCUGCGUCCUUCAGCUCAACAUAACUGACCUAAAACCAGAAGACAGUGGAAGCUACACUUGUCAAGCAGGGAGUGCGGAGACCAUGGCAACUUUGUCAGUGAAAGAGCUACCUCCAUUGUUUGUGACUGAUUUACAAAGUAUGGAGGUGGAGGAAGGAGGUUCUGUCUCUCUGAGAUGUGAGCUGUCUAAACCUGGAGUGUCAGUGCAAUGGAAGAAGAACAGACUGCCUUUGAGGGCCAACAAAAAGCAUGAGAUGAAACAAGAUGGCUGCCUCAUUCAGCUCAACAUUAAUGACCUCAAACCAGAAGACAGUGGAAGCUAUACUUGUCAAGCAGGAAGUGUGGAGACCGUGGCCACUUUGUCAGUGAAAGAGCUGCUUCCAUCAUUUGUGACAGACUUAGAAAGUAUGGAGAUAGAGGAAGGAGGUUCUGUCUCUCUGAGAUGUGAGCUGUCCAAACCUGGAGUGUCAGUGCAAUGGAAGAAAAACAGACUGCCUUUGAGGGCAAACAAAAAGUAUGAGAUGAAACAAGAUGGCUGCCUCAUUCAGCUCAACAUUAAUGACCUCAAAACUGAAGACAGUGGAAGCUAUACUUGUCAAGCAGGAAGUGUGGAGACUGCGGCCACUUUGUCAGUGAAAGAGCUGCCUCCAUCGUUUGUGACAGACUUAGAAAGUAUGGAGAUAGAGGAAGGAGGUUCUGUCUCUCUAAGAUGUGAGCUGUCCAAACCUGGGGUGUCAGUGCAAUGGAAGAAGAACAGACUGCCUUUGAGGGCCAACAGGAAGUACGAAAUAAAACAAGAUGGCUGCGUCCUUCAGCUCAACAUAACUGACCUAAAACCAGAAGACAGUGGAAGCUACACUUGUCAAGCAGGGAGUGUGGAGACCAUGGCCACUUUGUCAGUGAAAGAGCUACCUCCAUUGUUUGUGACUGAUUUACAAAGUAUGGAGGUGGAGGAAGGAGGUUCUGUCUCUCUGAGAUGUGAGCUGUCUAAACCUGGAGUGUCAGUGCAAUGGAAGAAGAACAGACUGCCUUUGAGGGCCAACAAAAAGUAUGAGAUGAAACAAGAUGGCUGCCUCAUUCAGCUCAACAUUAAUGACCUCAAAACAGAAGACAGUGGAAGCUACACUUGUCAAGCAGGAAGUGUGGAGACCGUGGCCACUUUGUCAGUGAAAGAGCUGCUUCCAUCAUUUGUGACAGACUUAGAAAGUAUGGAGAUAGAGGAAGGAGGUUCUGUCUCUCUGAGAUGUGAGCUGUCUAAACCUGGAGUGUCAGUGCAAUGGAAGAAGAACAGACUGCCUUUGAGGGCCAACAAAAAGCAUGAGAUGAAACAAGAUGGCUGCCUCAUUCAGCUCAACAUUAAUGACCUCAAACCAGAAGACAGUGGAAGCUACACUUGUCAAGCAGGAAGUGUGGAGACCGUGGCCACUUUGUCAGUGAAAGAGCUGCUUCCAUCAUUUGUGACAGACUUAGAAAGUAUGGAGAUAGAGGAAGGAGGUUCUGUCUCUCUGAGAUGUGAGCUGUCCAAACCUGGAGUGUCAGUGCAAUGGAAGAAAAACAGACUGCCUUUGAGGGCAAACAAAAAGUAUGAGAUGAAACAAGAUGGCUGCCUCAUUCAGCUCAACAUUAAUGACCUCAAAACUGAAGACAGUGGAAGCUAUACUUGUCAAGCAGGAAGUGUGGAGACUGCGGCCACUUUGUCAGUGAAAGAGCUGCCUCCAUCGUUUGUGACAGACUUAGAAAGUAUGGAGAUAGAGGAAGGAGGUUCUGUCUCUCUAAGAUGUGAGCUGUCCAAACCUGGGGUGUCAGUGCAAUGGAAGAAGAACAGACUGCCUUUGAGGGCAAACAAGAAAUAUGAGAUGAAACAAGAUGGCUGCCUCCUUCAGCUCAACAUUAAUGACAUUAAAACAGAAGACAGUGGAAGCUAUACUUGUCAAGCAGGAAGUGUGGAGACUGUGGCCACUUUGUCAGUGAAAGAGCUGCCUCCAUCGUUUGUGACAAACUUACAAAGUAUAGAGAUCGAGGAAGGACGUUUGGUUUCUCUAAGAUGUGAGCUGUCCAAACCUGGAGUGUCAGUGCAAUGGAAGAAGAACAAACUGCCUCUCAGGGCCAACAAGAAGUAUGAGAUGAAAAAAGAUGGCUGCUUCCUUCAGCUCAACAUUACUGACCUCAAACCAGAAGACAGUGGAAGCUACACUUGUCAAGCAGGAAUUGCGGAGACCGUGGCCAGUUUGUUAGUGAAAGAGCUUCCUCCAUCGUUUGUGACAAACCUGGAAAGUAUGGAGGCGGAGGAAGGAGGUUCUGUCUCUCUGAGCUGUGAGUUGUCUAAACCCGGAGUGUCAGUGCAAUGGAAGAAGAACAGACUGCCUCUGAGGGCCAACAGGAAGUAUGAGAUGAAACAAUCUGGCUGCCUCCUUCAACUCAACAUUAUUGACAUCAAACCUGAAGACAGUGGAAGCUACACUUGUCAAGCAGGGAGUACAGAAACUACGGCCGCUGUUUCUGUGAAAGAGCUUCCUCCGUUGUUCAAGACAAAACUACAAAGUAUAAAGGCAGAAGAGGGAGCUACAGCCAUCUUAUGCUGUGAGUUGUCUAAACCUGCAGUGUCAGUGCAGUGGAGGAAGAACACAAUACCUCUAAAACCAAACAAGAAGUAUGAGAUGAAGCAGGAUGGCUGCAACCUUCAGCUUCAUAUUAAGGAGAUCCAUCCUGAAGACAGCGGAAGCUAUGCAUGUCAAGCAGGAAGUGCAGAGACCACUGGAACUGUAUCUGUAAAAGUCCCACCUAAGACCACCUCGCCAAAUGAAGAACCUCCUACAAAAAUGCCACGACGAAGGGGCAGUGCCUCGACCCCUACACCUGAGAAUGGCGUAGAUGUUCAGCCGGUUCCUCCAGAGCCCAGGAAGAGGUCAUUGCGAAAAGCGUCAGUCACAGUGUUAGAGCAAGAUAUAGAACCUGUAUUUAAAAACAAACAGCCUGCACUGGUCUUUCAAGGACAGAAGGAAAUCCAGAAUGUAAAAUCUGCAGACAGAGACUUUGAAAUUGCUCAGAAUGAAAAACAGCAGGAGGAUAAAAGUUACUGGGAUGAAAAGGUUUACAAAAGACCAGAUGCAUUACCUGAAAAGGAGAAAGACGUUGAAAAAGUUGACCUGAAGGAAAAAGAAACUGGAAAGCCGCAAGUGGAAAUUAGUCCCCCAGGCAAGAUUGUUGGAGACAACGUUGAAAAUCAGGGGAAACAGCCAUUUGAAUAUCUGGACAGAGGCCGAAAAGAGCAAGUGGAACCUUUUAAAGAGGCCAGUGAAAUUCAUCCAGAGACAGUGUUGUGGAAGAGAGUCGAGGAUGACAAAAAGACAGGGAAACCGCACAUUGGGAACAAAAUAACAUCGGAACAAGAAACCAAGUCAAUUGAGGAAAGUGAAGAGGAUUUGAAACCACUGGUGAGGUCAAAAGAAAAGGUUAGUGGAAGAGAACCUCUUGAAUAUGUUAACAAGGAAACAGAGAAGCUCUGUUUAACGCCAUUAAAAACUGCAAUCAAUGUUUCUCAGGAAGAAGAUAAACAGAGAGACUAUGUGAAACAACUAGAGACCACCGAUAGAGUAGAGGAGAUAAGAGUUCUGUCGCAAAAUCAGGAUAGCCGUUCCGUAGAAAUACUAAACAAAACUCAAGAUACAAAUGCUGGAUUUGGUCCUCCAAAGCCACCAGUGAGAUCAAAAAGCAAAACAAGGACAGGAAUAGAGAAACAGCAAUCAAGAGACACCGAGACAGAUCAAGAUGAGCAACUCUCAAGGAGUAUGCUGACAACAACAGAAGAUCAGCCACUAAAGCAACCAGCUAGGCCAUUAAAAGAAGAUAACUCAAGACUGGAACAAGGUCAGUCAGCACCGCCAGAUGCUGAAAUGGCUGAAAAACAGAAAACGCCUGAGAAGUCUAUGGUCACCAAACAGCUGAUCAAACAUCCGGUAAAACCCAUGAGAAAAGAACCCAAAGCUGACAAAGAAAUGGAUAAGGUAUCACUGGUAGAAAACGAUGAAAAUCAAGUAGUGAAAAUGACAGACGACAUUCCUCUCCUCUAUAUUUCUGAAGAUGAAACUUUCUCUGAAGCGUUGACAGAUAUCCCAGACAGCUACAGCAACGUCCAACCUUCUUGCUCUCCUGACCAAACAUCAACCCAGCCCUACAUCUUUCCUCCUGUUGUGGUUCUCCAGAAAACAGUCAAGGGUGCUUCACCAGAGACGUACACCAGCGCUAAAGAUGAACUACAAAUAAAAGAAACCGCAGCCAAAGAUUUGUGUCCAGUCUUAAAAGAGGUCUUUAAAAACCAGUGUCCAGAUGUUGGUGGUACCCUCAGUCUAAUGUGUACGGUAGAAGGACAAUAUGACACAGCGCGCUGGCUCAAAGACGGCCAACAAAUCAGUAGUGAUAAGCGUCACCAAAUCGAAGCCACAGAGGACGGUGUAUGCUCUCUUGUAAUCACCGAACUGUCCCUCACAGACAGUGGAAUCUACACAUGUGAGGUGGUCAAUAAAUAUGGAGUGACAUCCCACAAUAGUAACAUGACGGUGGUUCAACCCCAGCAGCCUGCUCCAACAGUUCAAAGGCCUGUGCACCCAACAUUUUCCGCCAUUACUCCUCUGCAACCGGCACCGCCAAAGCCUGAGGAUGAAACCCACAUUCAAGAUCAGUUUUCGACCUCAGCUACUGAUGCCGAUAACUAUGUGGAGAAUGUUGAUGUCUCUUUGUGGGAGGCCUACAACCUGACUGAGCAAGACAACCAGAUGAGCCUACAAGAGAAAAGAGCAUCCUCCCUCAUCACCAGCAGCUCCAUGUCAAGUCCAUCCGAUUAUGAGACGGCUCCAGAUGUGAUGGAACCUAUAGAAAUCUCUAUUAAGACCACCCCACCCAGAGAGCUUCCUCAAGCAACAGACCAAAUACCUCCAAAGUAUGUGGAUGAAGAUUCCCAACCACUUAAAGACUUACUAAAGGUCAAAGGAGCCCACGAAAGCCGAAUGAGAACGCAAUCUCCUAAACACAUUAGAACCCACACACCGCUAGCUAGCACGGUGUCUGGUUCCGAAUCUGAAGGGGAAGAAGAUCAACACGAGACUUUUGAAAUGUACGUGGCUCGAGCAGACUGCAACCCCAACAGUGGAAGUAAGGACAGUUUCCUUCUGAAGGAGGGUCAAUAUGUGGAGGUCCUGGACUCGGUCCAUCCAGACAAAUGGCUGGUGAGGACCAAACCCACCAAAACCAACCCUGCUCGCCAGGGAUGGGUGUGUCCGGCCUACAUGGAGAAGAAGAGAAAGGAGACCCUGGUGCAAUUUAGAGCACCUCAAGAGGAUCUUGAUGGCAUUGGUUCCACGGGGGAAGAGUACAGGAAGGCUUUAAGCCAGCUGAUCCAAGGCCUGAUCGACGGAGAGGAGGAGUUUGUGAAAGAGAUGAGGACGUUCAUUUCACAUCAGCUCAAGUACUUGGACUCGAGCCCUCACGUUCCUGUCAACAUCCUCAACCAGAAAGACGUCAUUUUUAGAAACAUAAAGGACAUCGUGGUUCUACACGAGAGCGGCAUCCUUCCCGGCCUGAGAGAGUGCGCUACAGAUGACGAUGUCGCCAUGCAUCUGAUCAAGUACUCUGAAGACUUUGAAAAGUACAUCCACUACAUGGCGGGACAAGCACACGCAGAGGCCUGCAUCGCAGAGAAAGUGACGCAAAAAUAUCUAAAGGAGUUACUAAGAUCUGGUAGGCCUGAUGCUCCUGUCAUGGAUGCCAUGACGUUCCUCCAAAGACCAAUUGAGAGGAUUCAGACCUAUCAAGCAUUACUAAAGGAGUUGAUUAAGAACAAGGCCAAAAGCGGUCAGAGCUGCUGUCUAUUGGAAGACGCUUUCUCCCUGGUGUCCUGUCUACCCUGGAGGUCGGACAACCUGCACCAGGCCUCCCUCAUCGAGAACUACCCCGCCCCCUUAACCGCCCUGGGAGAGCCCGUGCGACAGGGAGCCUUCACAGUGUGGGAGGAAGCUCCAGAAACCAAAACCACCUCACGAGGGCACCAAAGACAAGUCUUUCUUUUCAAAGAAUGUAUCGUCCUAUGCAAACUGAAAAGAGACCCUAGUGAGACGUACACCUUUAAGAAUAAAAUGAAGCUGAAUGACGUGGAGCUCAAGGAGACGACGCGAGGGGAUGAGAAGACGUGGGAGGUGUGGCACGAGCACAGGGGGUCGGUGCGCAGGUACACGCUGCAGGGACGCUCGCCGCUCACCAAACUGUCUUGGCUCAAAGACCUGAAGGAGCUGCAGCAACGCGCCGUCCUGCCCGCUAACAGCCCGCCUGUGUUCAAAUCCCUACUGUCGGACUGCACGACCAAGAUGGGACAGACCAUCAAACUGAGCUGCAAUGUCACAGGAACGCCUCUACCCCACAUCACUUGGCUCAAAGAUGGCCUACCUUUGGAAGACGAUCCUCGUCACAUCAUCACAGCCGAGCGCUCUGGCACGUGCAGUCUGGUCUUGGACAGCUUGACCGCGGAAGACUCUGGACAAUAUGUGUGCUACGCAUCCAGUAGCGUGGGCAGCGCCGCCUCUCUGGCUACUCUCGUGGUGCAGGCUCCACCCAGAUUUGUCAGUCGGCUGGAGAGUUCUUGCCUGAUGGAGACGGAGGACAUGGCCUUCACCUGUUCCACCCUGACCACUCCUUUACCGAGAAUCAGGUGGAUGAAAGACGGCCAAGAGCUGACCGACAAGCGUAAAUAUCUCAUCUGCAAUGACGGACGUAGCGGAGUCUUGUCCCUGACCAUCGUCGCCGCCACCCAGGCAGACCUCGGGCUGUACGAGUGCGAGCUGUCCAAUCAGCUGGGUUGCGUCAAGUGCAAGGCCGGCCUGUGCCCCGCCUACGUGGCCCCGGACGAAGACCGGGCGCCUGACCUGCCUCCUAAAGGUAGGACAGCUGUUCAAGAAUCGGAGGUUUGGUCAUCUUCGUUUGUGAAGAAAUGGCUACAAACAGAUACCACGCCUUCUUCUGUUGCUAAGACGAUUCUCCCGCCCACAUUUCAUGAACAACUGGAGCGUGGUAGCGUUGCAGAGGUUUCUGGAUCUGCACCUGCCGAGCCGCGCUACCUGGAGGAGGAAGAAGAAGAACUGUACAUCUCGGAGCAAAUGCAGGAAAUCACAGAUGUUCCUCCCUUAGUGCAAGUUCCCCCCGAGGACGCCUGCGUUGAGCCGGGCCAGCGAGUUACUUUCACCGCCGUUAUUACAGGAAGGCCUACGCCGCAGAUUCAGUGGUACAAGGACGGAGAGGAGCUGACGGCCAGUGAGAACGUGGAGAUGGUGCGACAUGCCGCCCGCUGCUCGGUCACCGUCGUGUGUCCUGAAGGCGAGGACAGCGGCAUUUACACCUGCUUCUCCUACAAUGACUCUGGACGCGUUUCCUGCCAGGCUCAGCUCACCGUGGAGGAAGGUCCACUGGGGUGUCAGGACAGAGAAGUGGAUCUAGGGAAGAGAAGGCAGCUGUUGGCCGUCUAUGACGUAGGAGAGGAAAUGGGAAGGGGGACAUUCGGGGUGGUGAAGCGGGUCACCCACAGACGGACGGGUGAGGUCUUUGCCGCCAAGUUCUUACCCCUGCGGAGCAGCAGCCACACCCGUGCCUUCCAGGAGAGAGACCUGCUUUCCCGUCUGGCUCACCCCAGGGUGGCUUGUCUGCUGGAUUUCUUUUGCACCCGACGCACUUUGGUGCUCAUCACAGAAAUCUGCUGCUCUCAUGGGCUUGUCGACCAUUUGUUACUUCGAGGAUUGGUCUCGGAGAAAGAGGUCCAGUCGUACAUGCAGCAGAUUCUGGAAGGCGUCGGUCACGUUCACAGCAUGAACAUUUUGCACCUGGACAUCAAACCGGAGAACAUCCUAAUGGUGUAUCCACCCAGGGAUGAAAUCAAGAUCUGUGACUUUGGCUUCUGCCAGGAAGUAGACACGUCCCGGCACCAGUACAGCCUGUUCGGUACGCCUGAGUUUGUCGCACCGGAGGUUGUUCACCAGGAACCCGUGAGUGUGGCCACGGAUAUUUGGUCUGUGGGUGUGAUGGCAUAUCUAUGCCUGUUGUGUCGAUGUCCCUUUGUGGGCGAGACCGACCGCGCUACGCUGCUGAGAGUGGGCGAAGGGACUCUAAACUGGGAUUCCCCGGAUGUUAGAUGUCGGAGUCCCGAGGCCCAGAACUUUCUCCGUGCUCUCCUUCAACCAGACCCUGAGAAGAGACCUUCGGCCUUUGAGUGUCUGAGCCACGAUUGGUUCCAGGAUGAAAAUGCAGCGGAAGACACGGAUGAAAUUAACACCAAGAAUUUGAAAGUUUUCCUCUCGAAAAGAAAAUGGCAGCGUUCUUUGACUUGCAUUGGUUCCGUGCUCACAUUGAGACCAAUCCCAGAACUCCUGGACGCUCCUCUCAGGGACACAGCAGUGACUGUCCCCCGUGAACCGCAGCAGAACAGCAGCAGCUCUGUUAGCAGCGGCUCAUCGUCCGAAUAUGAUGAGGCCGACUCUUGGGACUUCUUCCAGCACUGCAGCCCAACUGAGGAGGAGGAAGAAGAAACGGAGGACGACUACGAUCCUUUGAUGGAGAGAGCGCAGAUCCCGGAACAUUUUGCUAUACUUCGCCGAGGUCUUGAGGAGGAGGAAGAAGUGACCUUUGGGGAGGAAGAGGAUGAGGAGUUGGGUGGAAGUAGGAGCGUGUUAGAGCGGAGUAUGAGCAGGCAGUCUGCUGCAUCCUCAGAUGUGUCGUACCUCCAAACUCCUCAGAAUGAACGAAGGUUCAGCAGGGGCAGCAGUCCAUCCCUCAACCUUUCCGAUGGAGACGAGGGUUCCGGGAGCGAUGCGGGUCGAAUCCCUCGUGGCAGCGUCAUCCGAAGCACUUUCCACAGCACAUCCCAUCAACUGUCACCCAUGUCUGCCAGACACAUGACGCUACGAGACAAGUUCCAGGCCAAAAAGCAGGAGAGAGGCCGCAAGCCACUCCGGAGAAGCCUUUCAGGGCGCCUCACAGAACCUCUCAUAGAAUAUGUGGAAGAUGACACUGAGACCAACCGCAGUCAGAGACGGGGAUCCGUCCAACCCACUAUACACAAGUCCACUUCCUUUGACAGCUGCGUUGUCCUCCCCGAAACAAAUGUGCCACCUCAUAGGAGGAGCAGGUCUCUUGAUGAGUACUCUCGACGGUCCCCCAGUUCACCCAAGCGCUCAAAGCCAGGAGACGAAGAAGGUACGCAAAGUCUAAAGGAGGAUUUCACGGAUGAUGAAGUGGCAACGAAGAAGUUGUUGGUUCUUCCAAGCCCUAGGCGACUCACAAGAAGAAAAGGUUCCAUUGCGCCGAUGCAGGGUACCCACACAGCAGGGGGUGUGUCUGGUCCCUUGACCCUUCUUGUUGGUGACAGACUAGGCAGAAGGUUGGAUCCGGAGCAAUCAGAGGGAGAGGCCUUUGCUGGCUCCCAGGGUUCCUUGGCCGAGUCGUCCGCUUUGGAGCAUGGUGGCUCUGAGUCCUCCAGCAGACUUGGUUCUUAUGAGGAGCUCAGAGGCAGAUAUAGAUCAGAAGAAAGUGAAGGGUAUGAUGAUCCAGGAGAACCACUGACUUCACCAUCCCCUCGAUUAUUUCAAGAACUCAAACCCAGAUUCCCCUGUCCUCAAGUCCCACCCCGCAACCGCACACGCUCCAACCCCAACAUAUGUCUCACGCAGACAUCGCUAACACCUAGUCCGAGUCCCAGCCUCUCCUCUCUCCAAGCUCCCAAAAGGCCUCCAAGAUCUAAGGAUAAGAAACAAGGCCUCCAGAGACAUGCUUCUGCACCAGCCCUUGAAGUCCAAACCCUACCAGGAAAAUCUCCCAAACUGGGAUUGCUCAGGCUCUUCCGCAGGCAGUCCUGGACCAGCCAUUCCAGCUCCGAGCUGGACACCGCGCAGUUAGGACCCACUCUAGGAGAGAUAAUGAAGCCAGACACGCCGACCAUGUCGCUCAGAAAGAAAAUGAGAGCCUCAGCCUCAAGUCUUACCAAGCUGUUUUCAAGGUCCUCCAGCAAGGAGGAUCUGAGUAAAGGGCCAAUAGUUAAGAGCGCCAUCUCGCCUGAAAUUGAGCAUGGUCUUCCGAGUCCAAAAAAGAGGACCUCCAAGCGCUUGUCUUCUUUUAAAAUACCAGCAUUCAAAAAAGCCAAAGAUCUUCUAGUCCGUCCCAACAAGGCUGAGGUGAUGCAGCUAGAUGGAGGUGGAGUAUUGCUGGUGUGGAAGCCUGUCCAGUCCAGCGACCCUGUGACCUACUGCGUCCAGUACUGCACAGAAGGCGGAGACUGGACGGUCCUGUCUGAGGAUGUGACGGACAGCAGCUACGUGGCAAAGGACCUACCCAAGGGACCUUCUUACGUCUUCAGGGUGGGCUGCAUCACCGAGACCGGGGCGGGACCGUUCAGUGAAGCUUCAGCUCCCGUUGUCAUGGCAACCCACCCCGAAGACGCUCGCAUUCCCCUCAUCCAGACCGAGCGCCUGGCGUCGAAGAUCACCGGGUCAGAUAGGAGUUACAACUUCCUCUCUGAGAUCAACAGGGGUCGGUUCAGCGUGGUAACCUUAUGUCGGGAUGCCGAGACCAGCCAAGUGUUUGCCGCCAAGAUCACUCCGUACCGGGCGGAGCAGAGACCGCUGGUGCUGAGGGAGUACCAGCUGCUGAGGAGGCUUCACCACACACACCUGGUGCAGCUGCACACUGCCUACAUCACCCCUGGGUACCUGGUUCUGGUGGAGGAGUUGUGUCCUGGCAAGGAGCUGCUCUACAGUUUGGCCGCCAGGGAUCUGUACUCCGAGUCCAGCGUGGCCGAGCUGCUGGCUCAGAUCCUGAGCGCCGUGGACUACCUGCACGGCAGACGCGUGGUCCACUUGGACCUGAAGUCGGACAACAUGCUGGUGGACGACGGCAACCAGGUGAAGAUCGUGGACCUGGGCUCGGCCCAGUCCUUCGUGCCCGGUCAGCCUCUGCACAUCGAGCACCUGCAGGGCCUGUCGGAGAGCAAAGAGCGCCGAAGCAAAGUUUAUAUUGUCCUUCCUAAAGCUCCGGAAAUCCUGGAAGGCCAAGGUGUCGGGCCCGAGACCGAUGUUUGGGCCAUCGGGGUUCUCUUGUUCAUCAUGCUGAGUGCCGACAGUCCCUUCCACGCGGAACACGGCUGGGAACAGGACAAGAACAUCAGGAAAGGAAAGAUCCAGUUUGGGCGUUGUUACCCUGGUUUGUCCGAAGGAGCCUUGAACUUGAUGAAGACCAGCCUGAACAACAAAUCCUGGGGGCGGCCCACGGCAGCCGAGUGUCUCCAGAGCGCGUGGCUGCGGGCGCAGAGGACACGCCCCUCCAAGGUGUGCUUCUCCACCGACAAGCUGAAGGCUUACCUGGCGCAGAAGGAGGAGAAGCGGGAGCAGGUGCGCUGCAAGCUCCAGAGUCCCAUCUUCCAGCAGUAAAGUCCGGAAGCAUCUUUUCGUGACGCGUCUUAAAACAAAAAGCUAGGUGAUGAUUUCUUUAUUUAUGACGGGCCAGUAAGUGUCAGGGAUGAUCCUAGCAGUCCAAACACCUCGUGUGAAAAUGUGCAAAAUUAAUCUGGCUUUCCCAAACACGUGUCAGAAAUAAUUUAUUGUGCCCAAACGGCUUGUUUUUGAUGAAAUAAAUGCCAUAGAGUUGAUGUUUAA
This is a messenger RNA of Nerophis ophidion (straightnose pipefish), 21194 nucleotides long. It is a transcript of the gene obscna, whose product is annotated as obscurin, cytoskeletal calmodulin and titin-interacting RhoGEF a. The record is from RefSeq and is a predicted model, not a curated record. Gene Ontology annotation, molecular function: guanyl-nucleotide exchange factor activity; ATP binding; protein kinase activity. Gene Ontology annotation, biological process: protein phosphorylation. Lineage: Eukaryota; Metazoa; Chordata; Actinopteri; Syngnathiformes; Syngnathidae. Bases 216 to 20969 code for a protein of 6917 amino acids. The transcript has 89 exons.